Messenger RNA from Anopheles coustani, 1125 nucleotides. RefSeq names its product deoxynucleoside kinase. Gene Ontology annotation, cellular component: cytoplasm; mitochondrion. The transcript has 5 exons. Lineage: Eukaryota; Metazoa; Arthropoda; Insecta; Diptera; Culicidae. Gene Ontology annotation, molecular function: ATP binding; deoxynucleoside kinase activity. Bases 175 to 915 code for a protein of 246 amino acids. Gene Ontology annotation, biological process: nucleobase-containing compound metabolic process. The record is from RefSeq and is a predicted model, not a curated record.
UUCAUUCGUGUUUUCCAUCUGCUUGCGUGUCGACGCCUUUUAAAAGAACGAGCUAAUUACUUGACCUGGCCAACCUGGUUGGCUUGAAAAUUCCCCUUUUACAUCGUAGUGCAUAGUAGUGAAUCACUUCAAUAGUGCUAGAUAACUUGAUACAACUGACGCAGCAUUCACACGAUGCCACCGAUUGCGAAUGAAAAGUUGGGAUCUAGUGGCAAAAAGCCAUUCACGGUGUUUGUCGAAGGCAACAUCGGGAGCGGUAAGACGACCUUCCUGGAUCAUUUCCAAAAGUUUGAUGAUGUCUGCCUGCUGACGGAACCGGUGGAAAAGUGGCGUAACUGCGGUGGUGUGAAUUUGCUGGAUCUCAUGUACAAGGAGGCCCACCGCUGGGCUAUGCCCUUCCAAACGUACGUUACGCUGACCAUGCUCGACAUGCACACCUUCAAGACAGACAAGUCCGUCAAGCUAAUGGAACGAUCAUUAUUCAGUGCUAGAAAUUGCUUUGUGGAAAGUAUGCUGGCAUCCGGCUCGUUGCACAGAGGCAUGUAUAAUGUUCUGCAAGAGUGGUAUGAAUUUAUUACCUGCAAUAUUCAUAUUCAGGCGGACCUGAUUGUGUACCUUCAAACGAGCCCCGAAGUUGUGUACGAGCGAAUGAAGCAACGCGCACGUUCAGAAGAGAGUUGCGUUCCGCUUGAGUACCUCAAAGAGCUUCACGAACUGCAUGAGAACUGGCUGAUCCACGGAACAUCGCAUCGUCCUGCACCGGUUCUUGUGCUGAAUGCAGACCUUGAUCUGAAUACGAUCGGGACGGAGUACAAACGGUCGGAGACCAGUAUAUUGAAACCAAUCUUAAUCGAAAAUACCAACCAUCAUGCUAUUCUUACAUCUCCUUCCAAGCGCGCUAAAACUGACUAUUAGGGUUGGUGAGACACGGUCGCGCCCAUAAACUUAUUAGUUAGAGUUAAUUUGUCAUAUCCAGACUUUACCGUAGGCAAUAGCUUUUGCGUAGUGCAUUGUAACGAUUAAUUUUGUGUUUUACUACAAGUAUGAUUAAGGAUGAUGUGUUGAUACACGAUGAACAAUGAUAAUAAUUAUAAAACCAAUAAACAUCCCAAACAAAUUUGUAAA